AUGACAUCCUCGGCUCCUGAACAGUUACAGCCAACGGAGUCAUCUACACCGACAUUAGGAAACAAUAUUCAAUUAGGUCGACGUGGAUCUCGUGUCGAAGGUUCGUCACUUUCACCACCGCAUACGUGGUCCGAUUCGACAGCCGAACAGGAUGAGGAUAGCGCUGAAAGUCGUCAUCUGUUCACGGUGGUUGUCACACUACCUGAGGGAAAUAUCGUCGAUUCAAGAGUGAUCUCGGAUAGCGUGUCAGCCGAGAUGCUACAACCUGGCAACCGUUUCUUCUCGUGUCUCUUAGGAAAAGGCCAGUCUAUUCUUCUCUCAGCUGCUGCUACCUCAACUCGACAACGAAUUUUUGCUCGAAUCAACUGCGGUCCAGCCAACCACGCUUGUGAGCUGCUGUGCGAAUUCGAGCAAAAACGUGCCCGGGUCACUGCGUUGGUCCUCAGGGCCGCUUUUGGACCAAGUACGCCGUUCCACAGUCUUACACUCAAACAGUUAUAUAAAGAUUUUGAUAGCUCAACUUCCCCCUUUUCCAGAUCGAUCCCAUAUCUUGGCCAUUUGCCAACUGAUCUAAUCGGCCGAUCUAUCCUAGCCUUUGUCUACGCUCCAGAUGUACAUGUUAUUCGCCAAGCUCAUGUUGACCUGCACAAUUCGAGGGGAAGAGUCGUGAAAAGUGUUGCGCCACUUCGUUUCGUCGCCUACAAUGGGGCAUUGCUACGAGCUGACACCGAAUGGUCCGCCUAUGUGAACCCAUGGACAAAGAAAAUCGACAUGGUUGUCGCACGACAUCGUAUACUUGAUGCGCCUAUAGGAGAUGCAAAUGUCUUGGACUCCCCCGCGAAUGAAGGGACGCGUGCCAGCCAGCGCCGCGUCACUAUCAGCUGUUUCGGCGAUGCCAAGAUGAUUGAAAAUUGUCACAUCCUGGUCAGAAUCCGCGACCUGCGUGUCAGGAGGUGCAUGGUGUUAGUGCCAACCGCGGCGACGGCGGCGGUGACCGUACCCGCUCUACCCGUAGUGGUGACCCGUAUACCACCAGUCUCGAGCACCUCAUCCUGUCGUGGUUCGGCUGGUGCCAGCAACGGUGACAUCGGAGUCGCUGUUGGUGCCCCUGGUGGACUGAUGUACGACACGGCUGCAGUACGAGCAGAUGGCCGUCCGACGGACCUAGGCGCUUACAUCGAUCGACUUGUGGAAACACUUGUUGUGAACAGUACGACUUGUCAACAACCAAUGAAGUGUCAAACGGCGUCGCAGAGCACAACACCAAUUAAGGACGACGUGCCCGAUUUACCGUUGUCGUACAGUCAAAUCAACUGUUUGGAAAAUGUUCAUCGUUUGCUGAAGUCACAGUCACGACCUGACACUCCGGUUAAGGGAGAGCAAGAGGAUGCUGUUACGGUUACGAUGGCAUCGGCGCCGUUGACACGGGAGGUCCUACAAGCGCAUACGAAACGAUGGGAAGAGCAAUACCGGGACACCUGGCAUCGACGUCUGAAGCGAAUGUCAGCCGAGGUUCUGCCCGGGGCCCCGCCACAUAAGCAUCUGCGCCCGGCUUCGAGUUGUACACCACCUGCACAUUGGCCGACAGCUAGGCGGGAGGAGUUCUACCGUAGCCUGGCUCCGAAUCCACCACCGCCUCCGGGGAUGAACUUCCAGAUCACAACCAUUCCACUGCCACCCAUCGAGGAGAAAAGCACUCCACCGACAUCGUCGACAGACCGAUCGAGUGCUUUCACCCAGGUCCAACCAAAAGCGAUCCCCGUGCGGGACCUCCCCGCACCGAUCGCCCUCUCCAUCCAGGAGCACCCGAGUGUCAUUCAAGCCCCCUGUGAGCCCCUAGUCGUUCCUCGCCUACAAUGGGCUCAUGGUGCCGAGCCACUAGCUCUGAAACAUCGAAUGCUUCCCGAAAGCGCAUAG
This is a messenger RNA of Cylicocyclus nassatus, 1917 nucleotides long. The record is from the annotation of a GenBank genome assembly. NCBI's taxonomy places the organism in Eukaryota, Metazoa, Nematoda, Chromadorea, Rhabditida, Strongylidae.